Oryzias latipes (Japanese medaka) is the source of this 2432-nucleotide messenger RNA. NCBI's taxonomy places the organism in Eukaryota, Metazoa, Chordata, Actinopteri, Beloniformes, Adrianichthyidae. The record is from RefSeq and is a predicted model, not a curated record.
GCCUUCAAAUUAGCUUGCAGUCCACACACUUGUGUGAUCAGCAGUUGGUUAAUCUCUGGCUUGUCUGUUGCGUUACAUUUCUGGCUUUUACUUUGCUGGUGGAUUUGUGUUUGGAAAGAUUGACUAUGGCAGCAACUCUACACAGACCUCCAGGGCAUCAGGGACCUGUUGCAGGAAGUUCUGCCUCUUGCACCGAUAGUGAGUUGAGCUCCGCACAGCCAGACCAAGGUCCCCACAGUGCUGUCCAUGAGCCAGGAUCGUUGUCCCAUCCUCAGCCUUCUGUCUUUGUUCGACCACUGGUUUAUGUCCAAGCACCGCCUCCACCGUCCUUCCUCCACUAUCAGUGGCCUGUGCCCUCUUUUUAUAACCCGUUUGGAGGCAUUCCAGGCUAUGGUAUGGUUUUACCCCCACCAACAUUCCUUCCUCCUCCUUAUCUGGAGGCUCCACCGUAUGUCCUACCUCACCCUCAGAUCCCCCCCUUUGAAUACAGGCGCUUACCUCACCAGCAGGGUCACUCUCAAGGGUACCAUCAACACCCAAACCAAACAUCCAGAACACGUGUGCCUCAAACUGCCUCUGUCAGACAAACUACGAACUCAGAGGUCCAAACAGAGCCAACACAAAGGGGUGGGGAUGAUCUAAGAUGGCUGCCCCCCAGCUCAGAUUCUGGGCGAGGAACUACCCCAAAUUCUCUAGACUCUUCAGGCUCCAGAUGUCAGAAAGAGGCGUCAGCUGAUCUUGAGAACUUUGUGGCGUCCGGCAGUGAUGCAUAUGGACCACCUAAAGACGUCUUCACCAAUGACUCCACUGGGACCGGUGACAUUCAAACGUGCGUAAAAGCGACUCAAGAAAUGGAACAGGGAAGUGAUGGUCAAACCUGUAGCCAUGAUUGCAAGCAUGAUCAGUGCAAUACAAGUCUAAAUCCCCCAGAUGACGCAGACCCUGUUUGCAGCUCCUCUCAGAAAGACGACGGAGUUUGUAGUGAAAGGCACACAUCUGUUCCGGACAUUCUGUUGAAUUGGAGAGGCAGCACCCCAAAAUCUGUCCCAGAAAAAGAACUGAUUCAGAAGGAAUGCCUUCAAACCGAACAAGAGACAAAUAAUUCUGUUGCUCGCAACUCUACUGACACUGAUGAUUGUUUGGCAGUGGUUGUCCGCUGUAACGAUGCUGACGGGAUCUCAAGUGGUCGGGACAGCAAAAUAUUUUCCAAAAUUAUUCGAUUUCCUUUUUUUAUCAACCCUGUGGAUGACAAGCUUGAAAACUUGGCCAUUUCUAAGGGGCAAUCUCUAACCUUUGGGGAUGAAUUGGAGAACUCGUCCCAGAAGCUUCCAGACUGUCAGCAAAAUGACUGUGAGACAUUUGCAGCCAACGACGCAAUGGAGAGCCUUCUCAGUAAACCGUGUUUUAGUAGCUACUGGACAAAGAGAAAAAUGGAUGAGUCUGUUUGGUCUGUGGAGUCUCUUGUCCCUUUUAUCCCCAACACAGAAUGGCUUUUACAGAAUGGUUUGUUUGAGCCUGAAGUGAACGAGAUGGAGAUAACUCAUCAUGCAUCACCUGCCCAAAGUGACUGUCUAAUUGAAGUUAGAAAGGAAAGAUGGCAAAGUAGUGCGUUAUUUGCUUCUGAUUUUAACCCGGAAACCUUUUUAGAUUUUAAAAUUCUUAAUGAUAAACAAAACUCUUCAAAGAAGCUCAAAACUCAAGCUGAAGCUCAUGAAAUCUGGCCAGAACCAGAUCAGUGCACUACUGUAAGGAAGGAUCCUUUAUCUUCCCCUUCUAGUAAAGCAACAUCCACCUCAAAUGAGGAUGAAAAUGGGUCUUCUGAACCAGAGGCUGAGAAAAGCCCAAACCAGGAGUCUUUUCCAGUGAAUGACUUGCAGGAAGACGGCCCUAAAUCUGCUGAAGAAACAUUGCUUCUGAGCUCUGUAGCAGAAGAGGGGAUCUCCCCAUCAGGUCAAGUUACUCCUCAAAAUGGUGCAGCCACUGAGGUGGAAGAAGCGGCUGAGGUUUCAGGAGGAAAAAAGCCUGAAGCUGUCCAGCCAAAGGGUCACUUGGUGGACUGUGGUGUCCAGUGUGAUGAGUUCCAGGAUCCAAUGUGUGUCUGUGUGGCACAAAGCACCAACGUGGAACCAGACCAAAUACAGCUUUUAAAAAUAUCAGAAAUUCAAAACUUAAAAAAUGGUAAACACGAAUCAUUCUGCAUGGACAGGAAUGUGCAUAAAAAGCAGAAAGGCCAGAAGAGGAACAAGACUCAAGGACAUGGCGGCAAACCAGAAGCCUGCAAUGGAAACCAGAGGUCUGGCAAAGCAAGAGGUGGAACCGGAAGGAGCCUGCAGCACUAACAGCUGAGCUCUAUAGAUAUUUUAUUUUUUUUAAACCAAUUUGAAAUAAAUUUAACUUAUGUAUUCCAAUAAAUGUCUAUUGUGAAACAAAUA